Messenger RNA from Drosophila rhopaloa, 1113 nucleotides. RefSeq names its product glycoprotein-N-acetylgalactosamine 3-beta-galactosyltransferase 1. NCBI's taxonomy places the organism in Eukaryota, Metazoa, Arthropoda, Insecta, Diptera, Drosophilidae. Gene Ontology annotation, cellular component: membrane. The transcript is spliced from 2 exons. Gene Ontology annotation, molecular function: N-acetylgalactosaminide beta-1,3-galactosyltransferase activity. The coding region runs from base 15 to 1055 and encodes 346 amino acids. The record is from RefSeq and is a predicted model, not a curated record.
CAGAACCAGCAAAAAUGGAAAGAAAGGAGUGCGUUUUUCUGGAUCGAAAUAGCUACUAUCAACAGCAUUCAGUUUCGUCAUCAACCUCCCGCCCAGUGCUAUUUUUGCUCCUGGGCAUCGGUAUUGGAUAUCUGAUAACCCAGGUCGUUCUCUGGCCUAUUAUUGACCUUAAAUCGCAUGCGAAUCGCACGACCGGAACGAAUCCACUCGACAUCGAUUUGAGCGAGGAAGUGCGAGUCCUGUGCUAUGUCCAUACAAAGCCCAGCAACCACAAGCCGCAGGCCCAGGCCGUUCUGGAAACCUGGGGCAGGAGGUGCAACAAGCUGAUCUUCUUCAGCAGCCGGAACGACACCAAUCUCAAGGGAUCCGUGGCCCUGCCCGCCGCCAAUGCCAACUUCCGUGAGACGUGGCGGAAAACGAAGGCCGCGCUGAAGUACCUCUACGAGCAGCACUUGAACGAUGCCGACUGGUUUCUGGAGGCCGACGAUGAGACCUAUGUGCUGAUGGAGAAUCUGCGGUACAUGGUCUAUCCGUACAGCCCAGAGUUGGCCAUCUACUUCGGAUACCCGGGCACUGUGAUGAGUCGUGCUGCACUGCGUCGCUUCGUGGAGGUAUCCCUGCCAAACCCAUCGAAGUGCGAGCCAAAGGACGCGGGUCCCACGGGCGGGAAACUGAAGGAGUGCCUCGAGAACGCCAAUGUGAUGGCGGGAAACUCUUGCGAUUCCGAAGGACGCAGACGGAUGUAUCUCGUUGAGCCACAGGCCAGAUCCAAUAUGUACCUUCGCUACGAUCCCAAGUUCUGGUUCUGGAAAUUCCUCGCCUACAGGACCCAAGAUGGAAUAUUUUCUUGGUCCAACUAUGCUGUUUCGUUUCACUACGUUCAACAUCGCUACAUGCAUUGUUUCGAGUAUAUGAUCUAUAGAUUAAGGGCUUUUGGACGGAGGCUUCCAGUGGAGUCCCUGCCAGUCAAGUAUGGCACUACAGUGAAGAAGGACAUUAAAGGAUAUCAACCACAAAAUAUUGAGGAAGAUGUGGCAGUGAACUAUGCCUAUUGAAGACCUUUAAUUAAUUUUUGCCUUACAUAAAACACAUACUUUUGAAAAGGUCUUAAAA